Molecule: messenger RNA, 3866 nt
Organism: Cyprinodon variegatus (sheepshead minnow)
Lineage: Eukaryota; Metazoa; Chordata; Actinopteri; Cyprinodontiformes; Cyprinodontidae
Gene: znf526
Product: zinc finger protein 574
Exons: 8
Coding region: 328-3531 (1067 amino acids)
Biological process (GO): regulation of transcription by RNA polymerase II
Molecular function (GO): DNA-binding transcription factor activity; RNA polymerase II cis-regulatory region sequence-specific DNA binding
Source: RefSeq, a predicted model, not a curated record
GACCAUCUAGCAUAGGAACAGGGGCUUCAGACGGUUAAACGUUGCUUUACACGCCUUCUAAUCUUUGUUUUUGUGGGCAAUUAUAUGUUUUACAUUUUUUUAAACGCUGCGACCAUUUUGAAAGGACUGCCAACCAAGACAAACGAGUGUAUUAAGUAUCAGAGAAGAGCACGCGGCGGGCCGGACGGCAGUAAAUGAGAGCUGUGCCUGAAUGCCACAUUUGUAGAUACCAGAAGUUGCCUUCAUUCACUGAUUCUGGUUCAGACUUCUGCCCAUGAUAAACUCACAAGCAUAACAAGUCAUCAGCCUCGCUGUCACACUUCCACGAUGACUGAACCGGACCAGAACGAGGCAGAGGACAUGUACGUGGAGCACCAGUACAUGUGCAGCGAGUGCCAGCAGCUUUUCAGCACCCUGGAGGAGGUGCUGAUCCACCAGCAGAUCCACACCACCCAGGAAGCUGAUGGUGAGGGAGCGGAGAUCCAGACUGCCCCAGACUUCAGUCAGAGUCAGCACUACCAGUGUCUGGAGUGUGGGAGCCUGCUUGUUAAUGCAGAGGAGCUGCUGCAGCAUCAGGAGAUGCACAUGAGGGAGGCUGGGAUGGAGGUUGAGCAACAAGUGGAGUCUGAGGUCCUGGAGACAGAGGAGGCCACCUCGGAGGCUCAGGUCCACGGACCGGUUCAGUACCAGUGCCUGGACUGUCUGGCUCUGUUUGAUUCCCCUGACACCUGGUUGGAGCACCGCCGAACACAUAGCAGGAGCAGCACACACAGCAACACGACGGCGGCUGAGUACAUGGUGCAGGCGGACGGCUCUAUCACUCCUAUCAACAUGCAAAAAUUUGUGCUGAGUGAGCAGCAGGCUGGAGAAAUCCUGGCACAGGUUCUUUCACAACAGCAGGGACAGCAGCAGCAGCAACAACAGAAGAAACGUAGGUCUACCCCCAAAUCGGCCGGGGCGUCCCGCUCCUACCUGCUGCCCCCUGUGACCCCGACUCCUGGCUCUGCCACCAUGCACCUGCAGAUCCUCACAGCUCAAGCUCUGGCUGAAGGCUCCUCCAUCUCCAGCCAGCAUCGCUCCAAGCAGCCCCCUCUGCUCUCUGCUCUGGGUCAGAGCUCUACUGCAAAGCUGGAGGUUCUGGAGAAUGGCGUUCAAAGACUGGAGUUAAGACUGGCCCCCAGUGAGAGCCAGCAGCAGCAGUCCACUGAGAUGGUGCUCGUUCACCCUUAUGAAUGCUCGGAGUGCUCCCUACUUUUCAGCACGCCAGAGGACUUCCUCCAGCACCAGGGGGAGCACUUCCUGGGCCAGGACAAAGAGAGCGGUGGGCCGGGGGUCAUGAUCGGAAUAGAGGAGAUGCGAGGGAGGGAGGAGGCUGCAGAAAAGCUACAGGAUCUGAAGAACAGGGCAGUAGAGUAUAAAACACUAGCUGUGGGCAAACCCCUACGCUGCGAGCUCUGCAACCGCACCUUCACCUCUGUCAACCGGCUCACAGCUCACAGGCGUGUGCACGAGCAAGGGACACACGAGUGUCCGGAGUGUGGAAAAGUCUUCAAGAAAGCCCUUUCACUGCAGACGCACAUGCGCGCACAUUCAGGAGUUGCACGGUAUCUGUGUGUGGACUGUGGGAAUGGAUUCACUACUGAGAUGACGCUCGUCAUGCACAGAAAGAUACACGUUGCAGAUCCAUUUCACAAGUGCCAGAUCUGCCACAAAACGUUCACCAACAUGACUAAAUACCUCUACCAUCGUCGGACCCACCUCUGCCAGGAUUUAGCUCCGGUGGCUGCUCAGAUCUUUGUGGCUUCACCUCCACAAAGAGCAUCUGCUACUGCGCUGGAGAUCCUGCAGAGAGCAAGAGAGAAGAAGAAAUGCCAAAGUGAAGAAAGAGGCAUCAACCAGAAAGACCCUCCCACAGAGGAGGAGGAGCCUGAACCACAGCGGGAACCACAGCCGGGGUCUCAGCGCCCUGUGAAAGCAGGUGGAGAAGGGGAGGAACAGGAUGACGGCAGGAAGCAGGAGUCCGAAGCAGUUGAAGGAAAUGUUGAUGAGCAGCAGGAGGUUGUUAUGGAAGGAGCCACGAUCUCCAUUUCUCCAGAUGAAGCUACGUCCACUUCAGGCUCUGCAGCCUCAGGGGAAGCCCCCUCCUCGGCAGACAAAGGCUCCUUUUGUUGUCGUUUGUGUUCGAAAACGUUUCCUUCCCAGCUGCUGCUUGCUCACCACCGUAGUAAAUCCCACGCGUCACAGCGCAGAUUUGUAUGCGGCGUAUGUGGGAAGUCCUUCAAGAAACAGAUUCAUGUGCAGAACCACAUGCGCAUACACACAGGGGAGAAGCCCUUCCAGUGUUCGGACUGCGGUAAAACCUUCUCCUUGUUGGCCAAUUUGAUGCGUCACACCCUCAUCCAUUCUGGGGUUCGCCCGUACCGCUGUGAUGUGUGUUAUCGCUCCUUUUCCCAAUCUUCCAACCUCCGCCAGCACAGCCUGCUGCACUCAAGCGCCCCAAAACUUACCUGUCCAGAAUGCCCCGCCACAUUUCGCUGGCCCAACAAACUUGCGGCGCACCGCUUUACUCAGCAUCCUGGAGCUCCGGCUCCUUUUCCCUGUCCUCAUUGUGAAGCCGGCUUCCUGACCAAAAGUCGGAGGGAAAGUCAUUGUGUGGAGCAGCACCCCACGCUGGUCCAGGCUCCAGAGAACACGGAGGUCCACAACCCCUCAGAACCCUCUACUUCAACAACAGUGGUAGAGUCAGGAGAUGCAGCCAGUUUGGUUAAAGGAGCCUUGGACUGUAACAUCUGUGGGAGAAAGCUUAACUCUCUUUCUAACCUGCGGCUUCACAGACUGAGCCACUUCGUUCCGGGCCGUGCGCGCCCACAGCGCACCCAAGGAAAGCGUCCCAAAGCUCACCAGUGUCCCAUCUGCGGCAAACUGUUUGUGUCGUCCUCUGCGGUCGUGCUCCACCAGCGCGUCCACACCGGCGAGCGCCCGUUCCCCUGCCAGGUCUGCGGAAAGCGCUUCCGUCAGAACACGCACCUGCGAGAGCACCUGCGCACCCACUCUGGCGAGCGGCCUUUCCGCUGUGAGAUCUGCGGAAAAGGUUUCAUCCAGAGCAUGCACCUGACAGAGCACCGCAGGACGCACACGGGCGAGCGGCCGCACGUUUGCCAGCUGUGCGGCAAAGCCUUCAAGACCUUCUCCAACCUGAGGAAUCACAAAAAGACCCACGCGAGGCAGCAGAGACUGGACGAGGAGGCGGCCGCUGCAGAGGCCAGCAGCACGGCAGUGGCAGUGGUGGAUACGUCAUUGAUGGACCUGGCUAACGGGCAAACUCAGCUGAUCCAGAUCCAGACCUCAGAUCUGCAGCAGGCACAGGGGACCCCCACCAUCAUGUGUAACGAGUUUGGAGAGACCAUCGCCAUCAUUGAGACCAGCGAGGGCAGCGCUCUUCCUCUGGAGCAGGCGCUGGAGAUCUAUCAAAGAGCUUUGGAGAACGGCCUCACAGCUGGCAGCGUUGUGGAUGGGCUGCAGCUGCUUUGAGGACGUGUCGACCAAACCUGGAUCGUUGCUCAAUAUAAGUCUGAAUACUGACUAACUUACUGCUGUGUGGGGAAACGGGACUCAUGUCAACCACGUGUUUAUAUAAUGAAUAAUAAGACCAAAGUAUGUCAGGUUUGCUCCUUUUUCCUCAAGGGGGGACCACUGUUGAUAUUUUAUGGAAUCGACGCCAUUUAAAUUAAAAAUAUGUUAGAUGUAAAUAUGGAUAAGUGUUUCUGACUGAUUAUAUUUAUAUGACAAUUUUUAUCACAAUGAAAUGGAUGUUUUGUUCUAUUUAAAAAUGUCAAUGUUUUGUUUUAAAUGAGAAAAAUAAAAGU